AUGUCUUCUCUCUUACUGGAGCAGCUCCUGGGCAAGUCUGCGGUGGAUGAUGCCAUUCGCAGCACCAAAAAUCGCGUACUGGUGCUUCGUUUCGGUCGAGCGUCUGAGACUUCAUGUUUACAGCAGGACGAUAUCCUGGCGAGAUGCGAACGCGAGCUGUCCAGAAUGGCAAGGGUGUGUAUGGUGGAGGCAGAUUAUGUUCCUAUCUACUGUCAGUACUUUGACAUCACGCUCAUCCCCGCCACAAUUUUCUUCGUCAAUGGAAAGCACAUGAAAGUGGACUACGGUACACCCGACAACACGAAGUUUAUUGGUGCUUUUCGGACGAAACAAGACUUUAUCGACCUCGUGGAGGUUGUUUACCGAGGUGCGAAACACGGAAAGUCAAUUGUGCCUUGUCCGAUUGAAAAGUCACAUAUCCUACAGUAUGACCUGAUUUACAAAGACAUCUAA
Molecule: messenger RNA, 453 nt
Organism: Peronospora farinosa
Lineage: Eukaryota; Oomycota; Peronosporomycetes; Peronosporales; Peronosporaceae
Source: the annotation of a GenBank genome assembly